Molecule: messenger RNA, 2926 nt
Organism: Talaromyces proteolyticus
Lineage: Eukaryota; Fungi; Ascomycota; Eurotiomycetes; Eurotiales; Trichocomaceae
Exons: 7
Coding region: 176-2767 (863 amino acids)
Source: RefSeq, a predicted model, not a curated record
ACCAGCAAGAAUUUCCGAUGGCUACAUGUUCCUUCUAACAAUGUAUGCUUCACCCUCCCUGUAUGUUCGGAGAAUUAACGGUUUGGCAGAUUGUAUGGGUCAAUGUGAGUGGCGCAACUAUACUGUCAGUAGGAAAUGGCUAAAAUCUUUGCGACUAUAGAAGCUGAUAAGCAGAAUGUACAAAGAGUGUCACCCUCCAGAGAAGGCAAGCUACUUUCAAGAAAAGUGCAAGUAUCUUUUUGGAGAAGAAGUCUGGACGAGGCAUCAAUAUCAAAUGUCACACACAUCUGUUGCGCAUAGACGAUUCAUCCGACCAAUCUGUCAACGGAUCGCGUUGAGCGAUACAGACGAUAACAUGAUGAUGGUCCUCCCCUACAUUCACUGGGAGACUAAUAGCGGGCGGAAACAAAUGACAGACGUGAUAGUCGAGGCAAUGAAGAGACACCUUAAAGAUCCACAACCUCUAUCAACUUCGAAAGGACUGAACGAAGCAUUAGAAGAGCUAGAAAAAAUACGGAAAUCCAAAUUUAUGGAUCCAGACGAUGACGCGACAUCUGGGUACGCAAGCGAUUACUCGUAUUACGACUCCUACACCCGUACGUCAAGCGUAUCGAGCGAUGGAAGGUCCCGAUGGCCCCGAGACAAAGUUACUAAAGAAACCGAGCCUGCAGCAGAUCCAGACGUGGAUUGGAUCUCUAGAGUCGCGUUAGAGACAUUGGAGAAUGAGGUCAUUCGUGCAAGGCAUGCGCCUGUUGAAAAAAAAGCAGAACAAGAAGAACGUAGAAAGAAGAGGAUUCAAAAAAUCGUCAAGGUUGCCAAAGAAUCUCGCAGAUCGGACGAGAAAUUGAUCUUGGCCUACAUGUUCGAUGAAAUUCCAUUACACUUCCGCCGGACUUUAGACCAAUACUACUACUAUACCCUCCCGACCACCGAAGCUCGCGAUUCUGAUCAAGUGGUCUCCCGGUACUUCGAGAAGACAUGGCCCGAGGAGGAGAAUGAGAAUUUAGUGUUGAUGGUGGAUCAACUCUGGCUGUGGAUUCUGGACAAUGAUACGAUAGUCACUAGCUUCCCUCAACGUUGGAAUAAGUCUGAGGAAAAAUCGGAGAAAGAUCCUGAUCCGAAUAAUGAUUCGGACAUUGUGGAAAGCAUUAUUCGCCAAAUUGGGAAACAGGACAGACGGCCUCUGACGAAUGUUUUCGAUCUGGCGGAGCUGAUCGUCAGCAAGUGUGUUGGAACCAUGUUUGAACACCCUGAUAUCGCGAAUGAAAAGCUACGGUUUGCUGAAUUUUUCGAAAUCUCCAUUGGAAAUACGAACGAAGAGUCAAAGAUGUUCAAUGACUUCACCGAUCUAUUCGAAAGGCUUGCCAAGGAUGAUCAAAACAUUUCAACAUCCGAUGAGCUUAAAAAGGACCUUAGAAAGUUGUUCGACAUUUCAGAGGAAACAAAACUAGUUAAGGAGAUCAAGGAUAUUCGAGAUGAGCUCCAUAUUAUUUCCACUAUCCUCGAGGACCAAGAAACAGUUCUUGUUGAUAUGGAAGAAGCCAUUCAAGCUAUGAAGGCCAGAAAGACUGAGGGGGUUGAGCAAAAGAAACUGCAGACGGCUUCGAGUUACCACAGUCUACCUGAGCGUGUCCGUAUGCAUAAAGCGGUUGUUCAAGGGCUUGAUAAACAGGCUGAAAAAACCUAUGUAGCAUUGAAGGACCUUUUAGAUCUGAAGCAGAAACAAGCAAAUGUUUCGGAGGCUCGCACCCAAGGAAAACAGGCGGCGGAAACUGCUAGACAGGGCCAAACACUUAUGUUGUUCACUGUCAUAACGGUCUUCUUCCUUCCAAUGUCAUUCAUGUCUUCGUUUUUCUCCUUGGACAUCGCCGAAUUUGUCCGAAAUAGUGAUGGUGCAUUAAGCUUAGGAUAUGUUUCUGAAAUCAUGUUCACUGUUACAGUUGCUGUGGUCAUAAUUUCUCUCUCCUUUGCCUUCCGCUGGGAACUCUUCGUCGUAUUCAUCACAUAUUGCAAAGAUCCUCUGAAAAGUUUCCACGAGGGUUCGAAGAAAUUCUUGAAAUCGGUCCAGAAGAUCUCUACGCGGAGAAGAGAGAGGAUCAAUAUCAUAGAAGAAGUAAAUAAGCCAUCGUCCGAUAGUGACGAGGUCGUCGUCAUUGAGGAGACGUCACCACCGAGACGCCGCCUAAGGUCGCGCGAAUAUCGCCGUGGCAGACCCUCUCGUUAUUCUCCUUCUCCGGCACGUUUGAGGUUUGGAAGACGGCGGGAUAUCUCUGGGUUGUUUGCUUUAUUUGGGCUACGGCUGGGGACUGGAAAUGUAGAUGUGGUAGAGCGGUACUCAAGACGAAGGAGUCCUUCGCUUCGGACAGGAACAGGAUGGUUUGGAGGACGACAACGACAACGAACUGAAACGGUAGUAGUAGAAGAACGAUACGGACGACGAGGAAGUAGUUCUGUGUGGGGAUGGUAUGGGAAUGAUGAUCGACGCUCUGCCCCGAGAAGAAAGAAAUGGCCUCCGUGGGCGUGGUUUGAAAAAAGUCUAGCUCCAACGCGACGAAGCCGAAGAAUCCAUUUCAGAGAUGAGUCAGGUCAGACGGGUCUGAAGGGGAUUUAUGCCAGCUUUAUCACGCCGCUGCUGGGGUGGUUUGGAAUAUCUCAACGAGCUCCUGAGAGCAGAACAUCGGUGACCUCAAGCUACUUAUCAUAUGAGGGUAGUGCAAGUUCGCAUGACAGAGGCAGUAAUGAGAGUAGUGACGCGCGGUCGCGUUGAGGUUGCUGAUCCUAGGGGAUUUGUGAGCGGUUGUGGUUGGUCCUAGACAAUUGAAUAUUAUUGAUCAGAUCGUUGGAUGAAAUGGGUUGUUGAACGCAGAUAUGAAUGGAGCCAUAUGGAGUGUUGGUUGGUUGAUCAUAGGGAAGACGAAAAGCCGAU